This is a messenger RNA of Spirodela intermedia, 2088 nucleotides long. NCBI's taxonomy places the organism in Eukaryota, Viridiplantae, Streptophyta, Magnoliopsida, Alismatales, Araceae. The record is from the annotation of a GenBank genome assembly.
AUGGGUAGCGGCGGAGUUACGCGGAGGGCUCUAUUCUCCGCCAUGUUCCUGGCUCUGGCAUUGUACUGUGGGCUCGACCCUUUGAAGCAGGGCCCCAUGGUGGAGUUUCCUGGAUUCGAGACCUACAAGGUGGAUCUCUGUCCCUGGGAGGAUCUCCCACCAGAGCGCGACGUGGAGGACCGGUUGGAGAAGGCGGAGAUCAGGUUCAAGGGGCAAGUGCAGGGCCCUGAGAGCAUCGCCUUCGACCCUCAAGGAAGAGGCCCCUACACAGGCGUCGCCGACGGGAGGGUCGUCUUCUGGGACGGCAAAAGCUGGUCGGGCUUCGCUUACACGUCCCCCAACCGGUAAGCACAGACAACUGCUCCACUCCAAUUCUCCGUUCGUCUUCUUCCUCAUCCCUCUCUGAUUACGGCUCUUCUUCAUUGGGUUCUCACGAUCUUCUCCUCCAUAGCCCCCUCUCGACUGCAUGUAUGUGUCUGUAUGUAUGUAUGUCUUCGCCGAAUGCGAAUAGGAGGAAGAAACGGGGCUCGGUGGAAUAGUGUUGAUCUCGUGUCUUCUCAAUUGAUCUGGUAGUGAGCUGGAGGUUUUUCUGGCGAGAUUAGCAGUCAUUGGUGUUUAUGGAUCUGAUCCUUUGGCUGUCCCUUUCCAGCGGGAGAACCCUCAUUGAAUGGGCAUGUUCUAUGGCACCGAAUUCACGAGAUCGUUCCCUCUGGAUCCCGUUUUCCCCAUUUCUUUGCAUUUCUUUACAGAAACUCAUUGAAUGAGUGCCCAAUGAUGUCUCCCAAACUCGUGGGUUUCGCCGAUGGGUUUUUAAUGCCUCCGCUAAAGCAUACGGUCGCCUGAAACCUGUCACUUCCAUGCCCACCGGCCUCAUUGAUAUCAUAUAGUGCCAUGCUCUCUCUCUCUCUCUCCCUCUAAUGAAGCCUCAGUUAACAUCUCUCUCUCUCUCUCUAAUGAAGCCUCAGUUUUUAACAUGGAUCACACCAUCCAUCUCCUCUCGCUAAUGAGUGUCAGGUCGGAGAUCUGCGACCCGAAGCCCUCGAUCUUCGAAUAUCUGAAGCACGAGCACGUCUGCGGCCGGCCACUGGGGCUUCGGUUUCACAAGAAGACGGGAGAGCUGUACAUCGCCGACGCCUAUCUCGGGCUGCUGAAGGUCGGAACCGAAGGGGGUCUGGCCACGCCACUGGCCACCGAGGCUGAGGGCAUGCCCUUUAAGUUCACGAACGACCUGGACGUUGACGGAGAAGGGAACGUUUACUUCACGGACACCAGCACCAACUAUGAGAGGAGGUUGGUGCACAUUCAAUGCAAAUGCUAUGCAAUGGCAAUGUUUUUCCUCCCCGACGAGAAAGAUCGAAUCUUUAUUUCCUUCGACCGGAAAGAUGAACUCUGUGUGCAUGAACAGGCAUUUUCUGCAGCUGACCACGGCUUCGGAGCCCACCGGCAGGCUCCUCAAGUAUGACCCGCGCAAGAAGGAGGCCUCCGUCCUCGUCAGGGACCUCCAGUUCCCCAACGGCGUCUCGCUGAGCAAGGAUGAGUCUUUCGUCGCCUUCUGCGAAGGCUCUCUAGGCAGGUCAUCCUCUUUGUCUGAAUACCUGAGUCUAUUGCCCGAGUGAGCAUCUCCUGUUCCAUCUAUCCUCCACUGACUGUGAGAAAGCAAAACAAAAACAAAGCAGGUUGAGCAGGCACUGGCUGAAGGGGGAGAAGGCAGGGAAGACGGAGGUGAUAGGCAUUCUUCCGGGAUUCCCGGACAACGUGAGGACGAACGAGGACGGAGACUUUUGGGUGGCCAUCCACGCGCGGCGGGGCCUCUACGGCCAUAUCUUGGGCCUGCACCCUCGCCUGAGGAAGUUCUUGAUGAAGCUGCCCAUCCCGGCCAAGUACCACUACCUGCUCAGCAUUGGCGGCAGGCUCCACGCCAUGGCCAUCAAGUACAGCCCCGAGGGGAAAGUCCUGCAGGUGCUGGAGGAUCGGAAAGGGAAGGUCGUCAAGAUUAUCAGCGAGGUGGAGGAGAAGGACGGCAAGCUGUGGAUUGGUUCCGUUAUCAUGCCCUUCAUCGCCGUCUACGAUCUCAACCUCUCGAGUUAA